UUGGACCAGCAGCAGCAGCUCACUGUGGCGAGGCCAGGGAGGAUGGGGAGGAAACUGGACCUGACGGGGCUGACGGAUGAUGAAGCGGAGCACAUCCUGAAGGUGGUCCAACGGGACAUGAAGCUGCGAAAGAAGGAGGAAGACAGGCUGAGUGAGAUGAAGCAGGAGCUGGCGGAGGAGGGCAGCAGAUGCUCCAUCCUCUCCAAGCAGCACCGUUUCAACGAGCACUGCUGUAUCCGCUGCUGCGCGCCCUUCACCUUUCUGCUCAACCCCAAGCGUCUGUGCCUGGACUGUCAGUACAACGUCUGCAAGAACUGCUGCGCCUACGACAAGAGGGACAAAGCCUGGCUCUGCUCCGUGUGCCAGAAGGGCAGGAUUUUGAGAACACAGUCCCUCGAAUGGUAUUACAACAACGUGAAGAGUCGAUUCAAGAGGUUUGGCAGUGCCAAGGUUUUGAAGACUCUGUACAGAAAGCACAUUAUCGAGAGAGGUGUGCUGUCUGAUCUCCCAGAAAGCAGCGUUCACGAGGGAAGCACCGGCAACGACAACGAUGGCAGCAUCUGUGGCAGUGACUCUGCCUUCUACAGACAGAGCGAAGGACACAGUAUGGCAGAGACCCUCACAGUCGCCCUGCGUGUUGCUGAGGAGGCUAUAGAAGAGGCCAUCGCGAAGGCAGAGGAGUUCAGUGACAGCUUGGAGAAGCAGAAUGAGGCUCGAUAUCUGCGGGACCACAAAGAGGAGCUCAUAGAGGAACUUGCUACAACCAUUGUACAAAAAAUCAUCCAGAGGAGGAAGCAUUCGGAAAUGCAGACAGAGUAUGACUUUGUCUGGCCUCAACCUCAGUCUCUGAUCCAGACCAGUGAACUUCCCUCUCCGUCUCAACCUCAUACUUCUUCUCAAGGACCACAGGAACCCCUCAAAACCUCUUACUCCCUCAACAGGUCACGCUCAGCGUUUUCCCUCACCAGUGACGACUCCCCAGAGAAAGGUCCAGAGGCGGUGGGCGCAGGAGCAGGCGGUGACCUGCAGGAGUACUCUUCUCUGAAGAGGGAGGCCAAGGCCACGUCUCUACCGAGCUGGAAGAGUGUUGAUCGCCUGGACAACUCUAGUGCAUCCUCAGUGCUGCAGAGUCCAGACGGUAACUGGAUCGCGCUGCACAGUUCUCAGCUGUCUCGGCCCAGUCUGCUGACCAAGAGGAAGAGCUUGGUAUUCAGUGUGCUGGAGAAGGAGUCCGGCGUCGUCUCGGCUUACGACGAGAUGGGAUCGGACUCGGAGGAGGACGAGGGCGGCUGGGGCGCAGCACUGAGACAGUUCCGGCGCAAACUGUCCGAUGAAACUUACUACACUGACUCGCAGCAUGACCCGGAAUGGACGUACACGCAGCAUCUUCCCGUGACCUCACCGUCCUCUGGCCAGUACACCAACACAGAGACUCUUAACUCGGACUCUGAAGCUUCGUCUGUGCUGUCCGCUUGUCCCCGCAAACCUCCUCAUCACUUGCAGAGGAAAAAAGGACCACCGGAUACUCACCUGCACCCUCAUCACCAACCACUGUACCACCAACACCUUCACCAGAACUUCUCCCCGUAUCCUCUACAUUCAGAGGCACUGGAUGUGAACUUCAACCCUAAGGUGAUGGGAGACAGCAGCGAGGCUGAGGAGAGUCAGAGCGACCCCAUUAAGAGGUCGCGCCGGCGGCGAAAAAGCAAAAGAGAGUCCUCAACGGAGCAGAGCAAGGCUGGAGGCCAGAGCCACACACAGUCCAUCUAUCCAUUAGUACAGGAGAACAGUGGUUUCCUGCUUAAUGCGCUGCUCAAGAGGGGUUUAAGCGAGGAACAGCCAGCAUCAGACACUGUGCCAAUGACCACAGCUGCAUCGGACACUUUUGGAUUAGAUGCCAUGACACCAGAUCCAGAAGAUUUGGACACAGUUGCCCCAAAUUCAGCUGCCCUAAGUCCACCACAGCCCCACUCUCUACCUCCAGUGUCCCAGCACUCGGCCAGCAGCUCAGGGCCUGGAGAUCCUCUGGAAGAGGAAUUAAGGUCCAGGCUGAGUCAGCUGGUCAAACGUACAAACAGCAAAGGCAACAGCUCAUCUGAGGACGAGUGCACGAAGUGGCCCGCGGAGAGACAGGCAGAUAAACCAAGUGACAGACAGAGAGAGAAGACAAGGGCAAAAGACACAGAAAGAGAGAGACAGCGGUUAAGCGACAGGUUAAGAGAGACAGCAAGUGAUACAGUGGAACACGUGAAUGGACAAGAAUUGAAAAGCAGCGAGAGACUAAUUAAGAGUCCUUUGACGAGAGAGCAAGGACGAGUCAGGGAGAGGAGGUUAGAGAAAGGUGUGGAAAGCUUGGAAGAGAGGGUGGAUGCGAGGGAGCCAAUGAGAGGAGAUAAGAGAGAGACAAAUAGACAUAGUAAGAGACAACAUAAAAGAGACGUGGAGAAGGAGAAAGGAGGAGGAGGGAGGAGUGGUUCAAGCGCCAGUUCACCUGCUGUUACACCUUCUUCCCACGAGGUGGUGCUGCCAGACAACCAGGAGAGACAGAAUGACUUGGAGCAACAGCGGAGGCUUCAGUUGCUCUCCUCUCUCUUGCAACAGCAGAAGUACUCGGCGGCCUCUCUCUGCAGCAUCACCACAGAGGUGCUGAAGGUUUUGAAUGCUACAGAGGAGCUGAUCGGUGAGGCGGGAGGCGACAGCUGCACGCCGACCGAGUCCAUGAGCGCGUCUCCGAUCUCCAGCUGCUCCGAAACCCGCAGGCUGGACCAGAGGCUGACCAAGAUGGAGGAGAAUGUAUACCUUGCUGCUGGUGCUGUGUAUGGCCUUGAGGGGGCACUGGGAGACCUGGAGCAGUGUGCCCGCAGCAUAAGUAGUGGUACAACGGACACAGAGAUGGCAUUCCUGGAAGACCAGGUAGCUACUGCUGCUGCUCAGGUCCAGGAGUCUGAAAUACAGAUAUCAAACAUAGAGGCUAGGAUAUCAGCUCUGAAAACAGCUGGGUUAAAUGUGACAGUCUGCAAUCGCUUCUCCAAGAGCAAGCCGAAGGCAAAGGCUCACACUCUUGACUCAUCACGCCAUCAAAGACGGAAGCUUCCAGCACCUCCUCUGAAAGUUGGAGCCAGAGCAGCAACUGAAAGUGUGUCUGCCAAAGUGACAGUUAGCAGCACAUCAAGUCCCCCAGGGCCCCUUCAGAGCCCCAGGGACAGGGGCCAUUCUCAUCCAGUGCCUUGACCUAGCGUCCGCCUCCAGCUCCAAGCCAAGCAGGGACGAACACCUGCCCUGUGUGACCCACCAAGCACUCAGCCCGAAGCCAGGCACUGUACCACGUCAGUGAAACACUUCACACAAGACUGUCUCUUUUCCUUUUUCCUACUUUAUCCUCCAUUUCUCCUCAUUAGCACCUGCAUAAUACUUUGUCAAGGAAGGUUGACGCAACAGUUGGUAUCUGCCUUAAAACCUGCAACACCCCGUUACUCAACUCCAAAGGAAUAUCUGUACAGGCAUAGACGAAAACAAAAAAAAACCUGUUUGCUCCUUUGUCUGUUUGCAAGAGUAUUGUGAUUUAAUGUUCAAUGAAGAUGUGACAAAACCACCUGAGAUUUUAUGUGAUUCAGUGUCUGAAAAAGAGAUGGAGCCAUGUUUAAUACAGCAUGUUCUCUCUCACCAUUUCAUCAUACUGACUGUCAGCCCUUUUUCUAGUUAAUUAUCAGGAUACACAAACCCACCUCUGGAAUAUCAAUAUUUAAAAAAAAUAAAUAAAUAAAAAAGAUUUCACUCACCCAAAAUAAGUAUUUAAAUGUAUAAAGUCUAUAUUUUCCUGCCACACUUCUUGGCAAUAAAGGAAGUUGAAGCACAUUUGAGAACUACAGUAUGUCACCCACAAAGAAAGUAUCUAACAGAAUAGCGCAAAUAUUUUGAAUUGAUUUGAAUAUUAUUUAAUCUCAGAGUUAAAUGAAGAAUCUCAUGUUCUCAUGUUUUUAUACUUUGCCGGGUUAGCUUAGCUUGAAGAUAGCUCAUCUUGAUCUGUUCUAAAAGGUGAAAAAAAUUCUACAACUAUGCUAAACACUCAACACAACAGUUAAUCAAUCAAAAUCUGAAAUCUUUUAUCAGUUAUUACUUUUUCAUGUUGUUGCUGUGAAAGAUUUUUGAUUUCUUUGAACAAAGCCUGGGCAGCUGUUUAAGCUAACCUAAGCUAACAGGCUUCUAAUAUGAGCUUCAUUUUUAGCAUACAGACAAGAGAGUGUUAUUAGUAUUUGGUAUUCUAAAAUGCGAGUAAACAAUUAUAAAAUUUUAUAGGGUCAGAAAAGUACAUACAAGCAUUAGCAUGCAGUAUUCUUCAUCCCAUAGUCAUUAGGUUCUCUUUGUCAUUUUAUUUGCUCAAACAUUUCAAACUUUUUUCUUUUUGGAACAAAAAGGUAUUUUCAUGUUUUUCCCUUGAAAUUUUGUGUUGCAUUCAGAAAAACCCUGUAAAGAUUUUUACAUAACAAAGUCUGAUGGGCUAUUUUACAAAUGCCAUAAAACCAUGAUUUUGUUACAAACAAUUUAUUUUUCUACUUACUGAAUGUUUUUAUGCAAUACCAUUGAAAGAAGUACUUUUGCAAAUGAAAAGGCUUUAUUCUCCCCUCACAGGAGCCCUCCUCGGUCAGUCCUAUCAUAUGCGGCGACUCAAAGUGCUCUCAGUGUAUGUCAUUUACCAUUUGAUAUACUGACAGUAUUGAAAAUGAUAAAUGCUGCAAAUGCACACAUGGCAACAGGCAUUUUAGGAGCGGCUAGUACAGUCCGUGCUGUGUUUGUACCUCUGCAACAUUAGAUCUGAGAAUAUUGCCUUACAUUGUUUUCUGUUUCUUUUGCUUUGACCAUAUUAGUUAGAGCAUUAGUUAACCACGUACACAGCGAUUAAAUGUCAGAUUGCCUGCUUGACUGCUUGAAUGUCAAGGUGUGAUGAUGUUCAGUGUGAAUGCUCUGCCCCUACUAAUAGUGACCUUUUCAUCACAUCCUUGUACAUCUCUGGUUUUGCACAUUGAUCCUGUACUUUUGUCGACCUUGUACUCCAGAGGCGUCGAUGUAUACAUUAACAGCAUGUUUCUGGUUUUAUCAAAUGGAUGUUAAAAAAAGCACAGCCACAAGGGUUCAAUCAUCAGUGUCCUGUAUUUUUCUAUUGUAAAAAAAAAUAGCAUCUUAUCGAAGAAUUUGUUAAUAUAUGUUUAUGUGUGAAAAGAUGGAUAUGACAUAGAAUAACGUGUGUAUUGCCCAAUCAUAGUUGACCAAUCUUUUGGUGUUGUGUGCAAGAGACUAUGUAUAAAUGUCAUGACUUGUGAGGUCGGACUCAUACAGAAUGUCCUAUUUUCUAAUCCCAGAAAUAAGAAAAGAUAAUAUUACUUUUGUUCCUGUUUAAAUCCAGUGCAAGUGACUAGAAAGAGGUCCACUGUGCACGGCUCCAUCUUUUAUGUGUUGCAAUCCAUAUGAGAUGUUGGAGAAAAUAUCAAUGUGCAAAAAAUACAGAUUCUCUAUGUGCCACAGUAAAAAUAAUGUAUUAUGAAAUGAAUAAAAUUUGCAAACAUAAAAGUU
Solea senegalensis (Senegalese sole) is the source of this 5568-nucleotide messenger RNA. RefSeq names its product myosin VIIA and Rab interacting protein b (gene myripb). The transcript is spliced from 17 exons. The record is from RefSeq and is a predicted model, not a curated record. Gene Ontology annotation, molecular function: myosin binding; actin binding; small GTPase binding. Gene Ontology annotation, cellular component: cortical actin cytoskeleton. Bases 43 to 3231 code for a protein of 1062 amino acids. Gene Ontology annotation, biological process: intracellular protein transport. Lineage: Eukaryota; Metazoa; Chordata; Actinopteri; Pleuronectiformes; Soleidae.